AUAAAAGCCUCCUAACUGCGCUCUUACUGACCAACAGUGGACAGACCCAGGACCCAAAGUCAGCAAUGAAGAUCCUCUUGUGUUGCCUGCUCCUGCUUCCAUUUGCAGAUAUGGUGGUGGCAGCCUCUAUCAAAGGGCAAUCCCCCAAAGAAGGUGUGUUAAGCUUUCUACAUGAUGCACUAGCAGUUACUACAGAAAGGACCACACCUGCAGCCGUCACAGCACAAAGGACCCCUCUAUGUGGCACUGUGAAUAAGCAAGACUCAGACGAUAUGUCAGAUGCCAAAUCUGCAGAGAGCUCUGAAACCAACAGAUGUCCAGAACCUGAUGCGUUUGACAAAAAUGGAGAUGAAAGCAGAGAUGUAUCCAAAGACCUUGACAGCGAUGAGAUCAUGAUUCCUGGAGCUGUGGCAAAAAAUGAAGCUCCAUCAAGGAAGGAGACUGUAGUGGGCAAAGAUAGUAUGGCAGCGAUGGAUAUUACCAGCAGCCUGGUUCAGGACCAUGGGAACAGGGAGCAUAGUUUGAUUGAAGGAGAACUCCAAGCAAGCAGAGACAGUGAGGAAGGAGGGAUAACAAAUGCUCGGGAGGGUGGCGGUCAAAGCACCAAUCUCCAAAGGUGGGCCACACGAGGAAAAGUUAAUGGGAUGAGUGGUAUGUUGGUCCAUGGCCAAAUCAGAGAAAGGCCAAAUUGGGAUAGUUUGGAAGACAGCAGUGACAGCCUGGCUGGAGUGAGCACCAAUAAACAAACGGACUAUGAUGAAACCAGAGAAUAUAUGAGCUCUGAAACCUAUCCAGUUGUCCCACAAGAGCGCAGCAGCUUGCCCACUCCAUCCAAGAACCAUGUCGCUUGAUGAGCACACAGAGAUUGCAUGUCUUCCUUAUGAAUCACGGAUCACUGUCUGUUGACUCAGGAGACUCAACUCAAGACAGUUUGCUUCCACAUCCGGAUGCUGCAGGGACUUUUUCUAUCCAAAAUUAGAUUUUCAUUCUCUCUGAUCCAACAAACAAAUGUAAAAAAUAAAUAUGUUUUGAUUUAACCUGUGCUGGGUGUGUUGGUGUAAGCUGUCAGAGUGAUGAAAAUAAA
Oreochromis aureus is the source of this 1084-nucleotide messenger RNA. RefSeq lists its product as uncharacterized. The record is from RefSeq and is a predicted model, not a curated record. The transcript is spliced from 11 exons. Bases 66 to 851 code for a protein of 261 amino acids. Lineage: Eukaryota; Metazoa; Chordata; Actinopteri; Cichliformes; Cichlidae.